CAUUUGGAAAACCAUUUGCCGAAACUUUUGGCGAUUAUCUUCCACCUGAUUUUGAGCACCCAAUCUUUAAUGUAGAUGGUUCAUUUUUGGCUAUGAUGAACAUGUCAGAAGAUACGACCACUAAGGUCUUGGCUAGCCGAAGAUUGAAAUGUCUUGGUGAUUUAGGAAAUC
Messenger RNA from Racocetra persica, 171 nucleotides. NCBI's taxonomy places the organism in Eukaryota, Fungi, Glomeromycota, Glomeromycetes, Diversisporales, Gigasporaceae. The record is from the annotation of a GenBank genome assembly.